Pocillopora verrucosa is the source of this 819-nucleotide messenger RNA. Its product is annotated as transmembrane protein 163a-like. Gene Ontology annotation, cellular component: membrane. Gene Ontology annotation, molecular function: monoatomic cation transmembrane transporter activity. Gene Ontology annotation, biological process: transmembrane transport; monoatomic cation transport. The record is from RefSeq and is a predicted model, not a curated record. Lineage: Eukaryota; Metazoa; Cnidaria; Anthozoa; Scleractinia; Pocilloporidae.
AUGUUUCCGCUUUCCUCACAGAAUACUGUCCGAGGUUGGCAGUCACCAAUACAUUCACCUAAAUUAGCAGCAAACUUCAGGGCUGAAUUCAAUCCCUCGGGAAGCGAAGGAGAUCUAGAUCAUUCACCUUGUGUUUCUGCUGACGACAUCGGCACUAAUAAACAGGAAUCGGUAUUGGAAAUUCACGAAAGAUACAAAUGGAGACGAGCUAUCGUUGCUGUUUCAGUUGCGAGCCUGAUCACUUCAAUUUUUUUUUCGGCUGCUGCAUUUUACGGCACGGCUACAACAGAUAGUUCUUCUGCCCUUGCCACUGCGCUCGACACUCUCCUCGCAGUUUUCAGUACUGCUGUUGUUAUUUGGCGCUUCCGGGACUAUUCGAAUGAGAAGGUCAUGGGGCCAAGGAGGGAAAGAUACGGAUCAGUUGCCUUUGGUAUCGCCUUUACUUUCAAUGGUCUCGUAACAAUUAUAGUAUCUAGUUUUAACUUGGAAGAUGAAAAAAGACCCAGACAUGCGAACUUAUUGUGGUCUGCUCUUCUUGGUUUUAGCAUUACCUACUGUCUUUUAGCUACUUUGGAGUUCUGGAUCUCUAAGAGAUACCAAAGUUCAGUUCUCGUUUCUUUGUGUAUUGACGACGCAGUCACAAGUGGUCUUUUGCUGGGUAUGGCAAUAAGUACUUUACUUGUGGAUCAAUACACUUACGUGUGGUAUUUAGAUCAUAUAGUCGCCAUUGUAUUGGCAGUUGUUCUUCUUGCAAGUGGUGUUAAGAUUCUUAUCGAUAUUUUUGUGCGCAAAGAACUUCCUUUCCAGGUGUUGGGUUAA